GCGCCGGAACCACUGAGCUAAACCCCCAGCCCUUUGAAUCCUUAUUCUAACUGUAUAGCCUUACUGAAAUAUGAUUUUGGGGACAAAAAAGCGCUGUGAAUAAAUUAGCCCAACAGUAAUGAGUCGCUUAUAUAAAUCACACUGUAAGCCAGCAGUAGAGCUUAAACAGUGAACUCAGGUCUGUUUCCCAGGAUAUUACUGUCUGCACUGUACCCUGCUAUGUCUCCUAGUAAAAGGCCUCUGAGGUAAAGCUGAAUAAAGUUUAAGCUAUGAAGAAGGACCUCCCUCCCAGUCUGGACCAGAUCUCCAGAGACAGAUGUUUGCAGCCUCUCAUCAGCUUCCUGCAUAUGCACCCACACCUCAGCCAGCUGGGCUUUCAGGAAUAUUUGAGACGAAUGUGAACAGUGCCAGCACCAACACUAAAGAAUCUUCUGUGAUGAAUUUUCUCUCCACUAUUGAGUCGCGAACUGCUCAGGCUGCUUCUUCAGGAACUACUCUUCUACCACAGUUCAGGGCUCCAUCCUGGCAGACAGGCAUGCAUUCCUCAGCAGCAACUGAGUUUGUUACUGGACCUUUGCCAACCACUGGAACUCUUCCACCAUCUGCCCUCUCUGCUUAUCAGCAUCCUGCCACCUUUAGCAAUAGAAACUUUGUUUCCACCUCACCUUUGGUGCUUCAAGACUCAACUUUUAACACUACGUCAAAUGGAAUUUUAAAUCCUCAUGACCCUUUGGUACAAAUUAAGACUUCCCAGGGAACUCUUCCAACUGCUUUGGCAUUUGAGCGCCUAGGCAGUUCUGCAUUAAGUAACAAUGUACCACCUCAGUCUUCAACAUAUCGCUCAGCUCAAGAGUCUGCACCCCAUCUUUUACAACCUCAGUUUAGUUUGUUGCCUUCAGCACUGGGGGGAGCCCAGCAAACUCCUCAAGCUUACAGUUCAACUCUCUUCUCUAGUUCUGCUCCCAUUGAAAGAGCUCUUCUUCGAGAAUGUAGUGUUAUUAAACACCAUCAGCGGCCUUCAGGUACCCAGUCUAUUCAGGCACAACUGACUGGUGCACAGCAUUCCUUACAUAGUUAUCUAGCAAAUACAGAUGUGGUUAAUUUUCAGGAAACAACCAGGCAGUCAUCUUUACCUUGUAGCCCAAUCGGAGAUUCUACUCAGGUGAGCAAUGGAGGUUUGCAGCAAAAGACCCCACAGGUCUCUGUGGAACUUGCUCAGUCUUAUUCAUCUGCAAUUCCAUCAUCAGGGUAUCCUCCUGCUACUACAAAAGUAAACAGCUGUUCUACAAAACAAGCACUAACAUCAACUAAGACCCCACAGCCUCAAAAUAUAAUUCCUCCUGUGCAAACACUAAGCUAUUCUAAACCUUUACAUAACCAGAGUUCUGUAAUAUCAGGUCAAGCACAAAUCUAUUCUACAGCACAGCUGCCCAGCCUUUUAUCAGUUAGUCAGUCCCAAAAUUAUGGUUUAAUACAGCCACAUAAUGUGCCAUCUAUUGUUCAUUCACAAGUUUAUAGGCCCAGCAAGGUGGAGAAAUUGCCAUCCUUGUAUAAAACAUUGACUUUUUCUGGGUCAUCUCAGACUAUAACUUCUGAAAAUCAGCCACUUAGUUACUCAUCCAGUCAGCAAGAAGUAUUAUCUUCAGUUACAAAUGAGAAUUACCCUGCUCAAACAAGAGAUCUUUCUUCAGUCAGUGAGUCUCAAAGUUACUCAUCUGGUCACUCUCAGGGUUUAUCACCAGUCAGCCAGACACAGGUUAGUUUUUCAUCUCAGUCACAAGUUUUGUCAGUUGUUAGUCCUUCAGAUAACUAUGCUUCAGGGCAGUCCCUGACAUUAACAGCCCCUUCUCUUUCUUAUUCUUCUGCCUCUCAGCCCCAAAGUUUGUCAGAUUCUAACCCAACCCAAAAUUACAUUUCUAUGCAUUCUUCCCAGAAUGCCCAGACUCAAGGGUCAUCAUCUCCCCAGCCCCAGAAGUUUUUGCCUGCUGUUCAGUCAUCAUCUUUUGCAUCCUCUACACAUUGUCAUGCAUUACAGAAUAACAUACCUUCCCCUGAUUCAAAGUCUUAUGCUGAAGGAAAACUUGGCUCAAAUGUGUACACAUCUUCAAAGCAAGAAGGUGAUUUUCCAAUGCAAGAGUUACAGGCAUUGCAGUCACAGGCGUCUCUCGGGUCGACAACCCAAAGGCUAUCAGAUGGGGAAAUUAAUGCUCCAGAAUCAACUUACAAGGGGUCAAAGGCAGAUGACAGAUACUCCCAGAGUGUAAUCAGAAGUAAUUCCCAUCUUGAAGAUCAAGUUGUUGGGAUUCCUAUACAAGGGCCAAAGAAAGAAGAAAACAUAGUUGGUUCAGUGACACAACUUAGCCAACAAAUUGGUCAAGCUAAUAACGGAGCAUCACUUGAUCGUAAGAAGGCAACUAAUUUAAUACAAACUCCACAAAUAAGUUUGAAUACUAAAGACUUAAACCAGCAGCAUCCUCUUAUACAUAAGGUACAUGAAGCCAAGGUCCAGGAACAGCAUGAUCAAAUAAUUAAUGCCUCAUCUCAGAUUCAGAUUCCAGAUCAUGCAUUAGGGCAUGGACAUCAGGCAUCUCUUACUAAUGCACAGGUCCUUUUAGAUUCUACCUGUGAUUUACAGAUUCUUCAGCAGUCAAUACUGCAGGCAAGUUUAGGACAAGUAAAGACAUCUUUACAAGCACAGCGUGUCCAGAGUCCUCAACAAAUAGUGCAUCCUUUCCUUCACAUGGAUGGUCAUAUUAUUCAGAGCAAUGGUGAUCAUUCUCAGCAGCAACUCCAUCCUCAAAAUUCUGAAAUUAUGAAAAUGGACCUCUCUGAAUCUUCAAAACCAUUACAACAACAUUUGACAACAAAGGGCAAUUUCAGUGAAACAGAUCAACAAGAUUCAAAGAAUCAGUUUGUUUCUCUUGGAUCAAUGUGUUUCCCAGAGGCAAUGCUUCUCAGUGAUGAGAGAAAUAUUUUGUCAAAUGUAGAUGACAUCUUAGCAGCUACAGCAGCAGCUUGUGGGGUCACACCUUCUGAGUUUUCCAAGUCAGCUCCAAAUGAAACCAUGCAAACUGUUGAAGGUCAUGAUUCUAAAUCUCAUUUUCCACAGCCAUUAGAUAUCAGGCAUGUGGUAUCAAAUUUUAACUCCGUAACAGCUACAGUAGGAAAGCCACAGAAUCUAAAUGAUAUUUCCCUAGAUGGAAAUCAGGUUACUGUAAACAUUUCACCAGUACCGACCCUUCAGUCAAAAAUGACCCUUGAUCAACAACACAUGGAUACACCUGGUCAAAGUAUACCAACUAAAGUAUCUUCAGCAGGAGUUGGACCAAGUCAUGAAGUCCAGGAGCAAAGUUGUGGCCCAUUCAGGAAACAGUCUGCUACCAAUCAUGAAUCUGAGGAAGACAGUGAAGUUCCUGUUGAUCAUACAUUAAAUAAUAACAGAAACCAAGAGUUUGUUUCCAGUAGUAGAAGCAUGAGUGGAGAGAGUGCUACAUCAGAGAGUGAAUUUACUUUAGGGGGUGAUGACAGCAGUGUGUCAAUGGACCCUACUAGAAGUGUACUUGCACUGUUGGCUGUGGCCCAGCCUGGGGAUACAAUCAGUGUCAAGCUUGAAGAAAACCAAGAUUUAAUACAUCUUAACCUUCCAAAGAAAAAGGUUAAAGGGAAAGGGCAAAUUAAAGAGGAAGACAUCAGUAAUCAGAAACAACUGAAAAGACCUGCCCAAGGCAAACGCCAGAAUCCCAGGGGAACAGAUAUGUAUCUACCAUAUACCCCUCCUUCCUCUGAAAGCUCCCAUGAUGAUGAUCAGCAUCAAGAAAAAAUGAGACAGAAAAUCAAAGAAGUAGAGGAAAAACAGCCAGAAGUCAAAACAGGAUUUAUUGCUUCUUUCUUGGAUUUUCUGAAAUCUGGCCCCAAACAGCAGUUUUCCACUCUUGCCAUCCGAAUGCCUAACAGGACCAGACGACCAGGGACCCAGAUUGUGCGUACAUUUUGCCCCCCUCCAUUUCCAAAAAAUUCAUCUACAACACCCAUACCUUUAGUGACGGAAACUGGGGGUAACAGUUCAUUAGAAAAAGUUGAUAAACUUAAAAGCUUGGAACAUUUAUCUUCAUUUUCUUCUGACGAAGAUGAUCCUGGAGUAUGCAGUCAGGAUAUUUAUAAAACCAUCUCUGCUUCCUUAACUGUGUUGGAUGCUACUUCUAAUAAAAAGAAGAAAACAGUUUCAGAAGCCCUACAGGUGGCAACUCCUAGCCCAUCUGCCAAUACCACUGGUACUGCUACGACUUCUUCCACCACUGUGUGUGCAACUAAGAAAGAACCUCUCCACUCUACUUCCUCUGCAGUAAACAGCCUGGAAAAUAUAAAUGCCACAGAACCCCCAAAACCCAUCGAACUUGAUAGUCUUCCUUCAGACCAAUUGGCAAAAGGACAGGACACUGUUGCCAUAGAAGGUUUUACAGAUGAGGAAAACACAGAGAGCGGAGGAGAAGGCCAAUACAGAGAGCGUGACGAAUUUGUGAUAAAGAUAGAAGACAUAGAGACUUUUAAGGAGGCCUUAAAAACAGGAAUAGAACCGCCAGCUAUUUGGAAAGUACAGAAAGCUUUAUUACAGAAAUUUAUUCCUGAAAUUCGAGAUGGACAAAGAGAAUUUGCAGCUACAAAUAGUUACCUAGGAUAUUUUGGAGAUGCCAAGAAUAAGUACAAAAGGAUAUAUGCGAAGUUCAUUGAAAAUGCAAACAAAAAAGAAUAUGUCAGAGUAUGUUCCAAAAAGCCAAGAAAUAAGCCUUCACACACUAUCAGAACUGUUCAGGCCAAGCUAAGUACUAGCAGUAAAACUUCAGAUCCUCCAUCAUCAAAAACUACAACUACAAAAGCCCCUGCCAUGAAAUCCAAAGUUAAACAGCUAAAAAUAAAGGCUGAGCCACCACCAAAGAAACGGAAGAAAUGGAAAGAAGAAUUUUCAUCGUCCCAAUCUGACUCAUCUCCUGAGAUCCAUUCUAGUAGUACGGAGGAUGAAGAAUUUGACCCUCCAGCUCCUUUUGUCACUCGGUUUUUGAACACAAGAGCAAUGAAGGAAACUUUUAAGAGUUACAUGGAACUGCUUGUUAGUAUUGCCCUGGACCCUGACACAAUGCAAGCCUUAGAGAAGAGCAAUGAUGAGCUACUUUUACCUCAUAUGAAAAAAAUAGAUGGAAUGCUAAAUGAUAAUCGAAAAAGACUUCUUUUGAAUCUUCAUUUGGAUCAGCCAUUCAAGAAUGCUUUGGAAAGUUUUCCUGAACUAACAAUAAUUACUCGAGACUCUAAAGCAAAAAGUGGAGGAUCUGCUAUUUCUAAAAUCAAAAUGAAUGGCAAAGCUUAUAAUAAGAAAACUCUGAGGACUUCUAAAACAACUACUAAAUCUGCACAAGAGUUUGCUGUUGAUCCAGAGAAAAUACAGCUGUAUUCUUUGUACCAUUCACUCCAUCAUUAUAAAUAUCAUGUUUACCUGAUAUGUAAAGAUGAGAUUUCUUCUGUGCAGAAAAAAAAUGAAGACUUAGGACAAGAGGAAAUUGUUCAACUUUGUAUGAAAAAUGUAAAAUGGGUGGAAGACCUAUUCGAAAAAUUUGGAGAACUUCUAAAUCAUGUACAGCAGAAAUGUUCCUAACAUUUUCCCACAAAUCCCAUCUUUUUAUAGCACUAAUGAGAUUGCAAGGGGUGGUCACAGAUAAUCCAGUGUCAAGCAGUGGUCUCCUGCAGAUAGGCUUUUCCAUUGUGGAACUUUUACCAGGACCUUUGCAUAAGGAUAGAGGUGCUGCCAAGGAAGUCAGUCCUUAGAAAUGGACCUUCAUCCCAUGACAUUUUUAUCCUAAUGAAUGAUUUUUCUAUUUUGUAAACCAUUGGGUAACUGAGUUUUAUUUUCAGAAAUGUUUUUUGGCAAAUGAUGACGGAUGCACUAAAUAUAAUUUUUCUUUAUUGCUAGAGAAAUAACACCUAAAUAACUUGAUUGUCAGACCCUGGCUAAAUACCAGAAUGAAAGAGAGGUGGCAGAAAGCAUACGUUUGUAUUCCAGUCUAGCCACAAAACAGAAACUAUUGUACAUUAUGUAAACAGAUCUGGUGUGCUGUGACAUCUUGUAUGAGAAUAUCAUCAACUUUAAAUAUAAAAUUCAGAAACUGCAUUCUGCUUUAUGGACUCCUUUGGACAUGUUCAGGAAACUGGAUGUGGAAUUGGUGCAAUUCUGUGCUUUUUGUGUCAAAUUAUAUUGUGAUAAAAGAAAUGGUGACAUACUAUUUUCCCUAUCUCAAAGAAAAGUAUUUUCAUUUAUUCUGUUUUUUCUUUGGAAAUUUUUCAAUUGUACAUUUUAUUUUACUAAUAGUUGUAUUUUUCACAAGGAGAAUGUUGUGGUUAUAAUUAUGUUCUCUGUAUCUGUACUACACUUUAUUGUUUUCAGUAAAACCUAUUUAGUUAUAUGUCAGACUUCUAAUGUGAAUUCUAUCUUGAGGUAACCAUUAUCUUUUCGUUCAUACAAAUUUGCUCCAGUGUUAAUCCAGAAUGUACAUUCAGUGCUAGAAUUAGUUUAGCUUUAUAAAUGGGCCUGUGUUAGACACUGCAGCAAUUUCUUAAUUCAUAAAUUUACUGAACUAGCACUUCAUUAAUGUAUUCGUUGAAGCAAAACUCUAAGUACAUGAUACAUUUCUGAAGAAUAAAGUUAAUAAUCAGACGAUAUGCAGUGUUACACACAGCUUCCCUAACUCGUAGAACUGGAAGUGGUAGAGUUCUCCUUUUGGUGCCUUUUCAACCUUUAUACAUAGUAUUGUAGCUUUCUUAAGUUUGAUAGUGCAGUUCAAAUAGUUUAGCAAAGACAGUGAAUGUAUUAGGUUCGACAUGACCUCAUGUUUUAUUUGUGUUUGCCAACAGGAUGCCUUAUUUGUUUGUGAAAAAGAUUUACUAAUUCAUUCUAAACUAUCCCGUUUUUUAGAUUCUAAAGAAGUUAAUCAUCAUACUUUUGUUUAUUUUACCACCAUUUAGUGCCUUAAAUCCUAUCAAGAAAGCAGUGUUACUGCUCAAUGCCCAAAUAAGAUAUGCUUAUUUACGUGGAUAUUUCUAUUGUCUUCGUUUUGAGUUAACCAGCCAAGUUCUUAUACUUAAAACUUCACCAAGCUGGCAAAGAAUUAAAGGUAACGUGUUACUUGAUUGAGAAUAAAACGUAGCAUUGGGUAAAACUGAGGAUUUGAGUUAAGCUCACAUAUUUAUUUCUAAUGGUCAUCUUAUUAAAAGCAAUAAUCCUUAAUACUGUACUUGCCAUUAGACAAGGUACUCAAUAAUGGAAGUUUUACUAAAGGGUUAAAUGUUCCAUUUCUAAAAGUUUUUUAAAACUUAUUUUGAAAACAAAAGUAACCUAUUAGAUUUAUUUCUGCCUAACUCAUGAGAGAUGCAGAGAAUAUCAGCAGUAGGAGAAUCAUACUCGCAAGUAGAGAAGAGUAGGAAGCAGCCAUAUAUUAUUUGAUAAUAUUGACUCUGGACAGAAUUGGUUUCUUUCAUUUCCAAAGUACAGAGUAGGGAACUACAUCUCCUAAGUAAUGUUGCGAGCAUACAUUUUUACAUUAUCCCCCUAGCUUACUUUCCUGAAUCAUUGAUCAUUUAAAUAUUUGUGAAAGCCAUCUUGCAUGUAGGUAACAUCUUAAUAUAGAUCUGUGAAAUUAUAGCCACAUUUUCUUCAAGAAUAAUCCUGAUGGAAAACAUCUUGUAUCUUCAAUCUCAUUUCCCAAAGGAAAUAAUCUGUUUCCUUCUGAACUACAAUUGCUCUCAAGCUGUUUACAGUUGUGUUCAUGUUAGUAACACAAAUGUUUUUAUAAUAUGGGAGGUCAAGUCCUUCAAUGCACCUGCAAGAUACCCUGUUGUUUAGAUGUAUCAUCAUCUCUCAUGUGUUCCAUAGAGCACAGGAAAACCAGCAACCUCGGGCCUUAGAAAAAAGUGGGGCUGUAUUAUGACAACCAUACAUGAAUCUUCUCUUUGUAUGAAGUUAAAUAAAUACCUAGCUGGUUAGCAUUUCCAUUUAUUGCCAGGGGGGCUGAAAUGUAUAAUGUAGAAGUAACUUUAGGUUGUAGAUAGAGUUAAAGAGGUAAAGCACAUGUUGCCACAACCCAGGAAAAUAUUUUAAAGAUUGGGUUUUCUUAACCUAUAGAGAUCUGGAAAUAAUUUAAUGUAAAAAGUAAUUUUGUGUUGGUGCUUAUUAUUAGUUCAAAUGAGUGGUUGGAGAAUGGGGGCUCCUUGUCAUUUUCAUGAUAACCCAAUUUCCACUUAUUUGAUCCUCUAAUGAAAUCAUAAAUAUAUGAUGAUUUAUGAAUUAUCACAGUAAGUUAAACUAGAAACUGCCCAUUUUCUGUUAUAUUAUCAAAUAGGAAACAUUGAUAACAUGGGAAAAAAUCAUAUUUUAAAAUGGUUUAGAAAAUUUUAGAUUACUUAUAAUCUAAAUUUCUUUAAAUUUCAAAAAAAAAUAGAUGAACUCAUGCAUUAGUACUAUUUUUCAAAGCUUCACAUUUUUAAACUGUAAUUUUCUUCUAAAUAUACAUACUGUAUCUAUUUUCUUUAAAGCAGCCAUAUUCUGGCCUAUGGCUCUGAAGAUAUACCUGUAAAACCUAUACAGCAGCAGGGUUAUUGGAGCAUCUUCCCCAAAAGUUGCUUCAGAUGUGUAAGCUGCUAUUUUAUUGUAUUUGUAGAAUACAAUUUUUGUUUUAAACUGUAUUUCCAUCUGUUUCACAAAAAUGCUUUUCAAAUAGAGUGAAAUAUCCCAGAAUAACUGCAUCUGUGUCGGUUACCCUUGACACACAACUGCACAAAUGAACAUGUACACUAUUGGUUGGUUGUGCAUUAACUUGCAUGCAUAACUUUUGGCAUCUGUGUUCACAAAUGCAUGUAUUUACAAAUCACCUUUAUUUAUAAGUGACAGUAAUUGAAAUUAAGGAUACAAAGAAACCUGCAUUUGUAGUCCAGAGUUUUCAAUCGGUCCAUAAUACAAUGUAUGGAAAUGUGAAAGACAAUUUUGUAUAUUUGUUUGUUACUAACUCAGAUCAUUAAAAUGAAAACAGUUUUUUAAACAACAAAAUCAGAAUGUUUGGGGUUUUAUUUAAGAAUUAAAAGCUGAAGUGUUGUGUAGCCAAAUGCAUCAUGUUUAGAUUCUUCACAGAGCACAUACCAUGGUAGAUUGUUAUUAUUAAAAUGGUAUAGGCCUUCGUUUUAUUUUUUCAGAUAAUAUUUUAAGUCAGUAUUUGGUGAACUUUACAGCCUUUGCUGAUAAUGUCAGAACAUAUUUUAUAGAGUCUGU
Heterocephalus glaber (naked mole-rat) is the source of this 9304-nucleotide messenger RNA. The record is from RefSeq and is a predicted model, not a curated record. Lineage: Eukaryota; Metazoa; Chordata; Mammalia; Rodentia; Bathyergidae.